AAGAAGAACGAAAAGCGUCACUUCCUGUUUUGGUGAAGGCGUAUGGCGCUCAUAUAAACCAGAGGUCUAAACGUUGCACCAAAGACGCACGCGGCAUGUCAAAAAGAAAAGUGACAUUCGAGGGCUGUGGCGAGGGGUUUGACUUGGAAGACGAGCUUCCAAAGAAGAAGAUAUGUGAAGAGGUGACUGGUCCUGGCUCCAGGUUCAAGGGCAAACAUUCUCUCGACAGCGAUGAGGAGGAUGAAGGAGAAGAGGGAGAGGAGUGCAGCAAAUAUAACAUACUGGCGAGCGACGAUGUGGAGGGUCAGGAGGAUGCCACGAUCGACUGCGACGAGGGUGUGCCCAUCACUCCCUUUAACCUGACGGAGGAGAUGCAGGAGGGGCACUUUGACUCCGAGGGAAACUACUUCGUGAAGAAGGAGGAGGAAAUCCGUGACAACUGGCUCGACAACAUUGAUUGGGUGAAAAUCAAAGAGCAACCCGUCAGGCGAAAGAAGGGCCUCGCGGCCAAGAGGAGGAGGAGGGCCGGGGACGAAGACGAGGCGGAGGAGGAGAAGCAGAGGGAGGAGAAGCAGGAGGAGAGCGAGGAGGAGGUGGAGUCGCAGCCUGCAGAGGACCCCUUGGCGAAUUACAGCAAAGAGCAGCUGACGGAAGCCGUCAUCGAGCUGCUGUUGCCGGGGGAGACCGUCGCCGGCGGGCUGAGGCGGCUGGGCGGGCUCGGUCGGAAGAAGGUGAAAGGUCGGGUGGAAGGGAAGGAGGCGGGGCCAGACAGAGACGCCGAGAAGCUGGACCGGCUGACGGCGUUGGCGGACAGACUGGUAGGGAGCGGGGAGUUUGAGAUCUACCAGCAGACUUACGAAAGACUGAGCUUCAGGUUAAAGGCCAUGAGAGGAGGGAAGGGAGGUCAGAGGGGCGAAGCCGUCGAAGAGGAGGACGAGCUGGACAUGUUCGCAGACCAGAUCGACUGCUUGGAUAAAGGGAAGACGCAGGAACAGGAAGAGAUGUCUUCUGAGAUGCUGAGCGAGGAAGUGAUGUGGGAGUACAGGUGGCAGAAUGACGACAAGGCGGAGCUCUACGGACCCUUCAGCAGCCAGCAGAUGCAGGACUGGGUGGAUGAGGGCUACUUCAAAGACGGAGUUUACUGCAGGAAGGUUGGACAAGGAGGUGCACAGUUCUACAGUUCCAAGAGACUGGAUUUCGAUCUCUACAUCUGACACGCUGACUAGAAAACCUAGACCGCUCGAAUCGCAUACAGGCGUGCUCACACACACACACACACACACACACACACACACACACACACACACACUCACACUCACUACAAAAUCACUUACACAGAGUGCUGUGAAAGAAUAUUGUUUGAAAUUUUGUUGUAUGAUACCCUCCUGAUGUUUUUAAAUAAACAGGAAAGUCUCAGA
Anguilla anguilla (European eel) is the source of this 1418-nucleotide messenger RNA. It is a transcript of the gene cd2bp2, whose product is annotated as CD2 (cytoplasmic tail) binding protein 2. The transcript has 7 exons. Bases 96 to 1214 code for a protein of 372 amino acids. Gene Ontology annotation, cellular component: U5 snRNP. The record is from RefSeq and is a predicted model, not a curated record. Gene Ontology annotation, molecular function: protein binding. Lineage: Eukaryota; Metazoa; Chordata; Actinopteri; Anguilliformes; Anguillidae.